Messenger RNA from Coregonus clupeaformis (lake whitefish), 1893 nucleotides. RefSeq names its product mitogen-activated protein kinase kinase kinase 20. Bases 95 to 1444 code for a protein of 449 amino acids. The transcript is spliced from 12 exons. Gene Ontology annotation, cellular component: cytoplasm. The record is from RefSeq and is a predicted model, not a curated record. Lineage: Eukaryota; Metazoa; Chordata; Actinopteri; Salmoniformes; Salmonidae. Gene Ontology annotation, biological process: protein phosphorylation. Gene Ontology annotation, molecular function: protein kinase activity; ATP binding.
CUGUUCCCUCUCUCUCUCUGUUCCCUCCCCUCUCAGUUUGCUCUGUUUACUCAGAGCGGCUGUCGUCGAGUGUGCGUGUGUGUGUCAGUAUGCCAUGUCGUCUCUGGGUGCCUCGUUUGUCCAGAUAAAACAUGAGGACCUGCGGUUCUAUGAGAACUGUGGAGGGGGCAGCUUUGGGAGUGUGUACCGAGCACACUGGAUAUCUCAGGAUAAAGAGGUCGCUGUGAAGAAACUACUCAAGCUCGAGACUGAGGCUGAGAUUCUGAGUAUUCUCAGUCAUAAGAACAUCAUUCAGUUCUAUGGAGCCGUACUGGAGUCCCCCAACUACGGCAUCGUCACAGAGUAUGCAGGUGGAGGUUCUCUGUAUGAGUACCUCUCCAGUGAGCAGAGUAAGGAGAUGGACAUGGAACAGAUCAUGACCUGGGCCAUAGAGAUAGCCAAAGGAAUGCACUAUCUUCAUUCGGAAGCACCAGUCAAAGUCAUUCACAGAGACCUCAAGUCACGAAACGUGGUACUGACAGCAGACAAAGUGCUCAAGAUCUGUGAUUUUGGAGCGUCUAAGUUCCAGUCCCACACCACCCACAUGACAGUGGUGGGCACCUUCCCCUGGAUGGCCCCAGAAGUCAUUCAGAGCCUACCUGUAUCAGAGACCUGUGAUACAUACUCCUACGGAGUGGUGCUAUGGGAGAUGCUGACACGGGAGGUUCCCUUUAAAGGCUUUGAGGGGCUGCAGGUGGCUUGGCUGGUUGUGGAGAAACAAGAGAGGCUGACCAUCCCCACCAGUUGUCCGCCUAGCUUUGCUGACCUGAUGAAGAGAUGCUGGCAGGCCGAACCAAAGGAGCGUCCGGUGUUUAAGCAGGUCUUGGGGACUCUGGAGACAAUGUCUAAUGACAGCAGACUACCAGACCAGUGCAACUCAUUCCUACACAACAAGGACCAGUGGAGGUGUGAGAUAGAUGCUACAUUGGAGAGGUUGCGGAGGCUGGAGAGAGACCUGGGCACUAAAGAGAAGGAGCUGGAGGAGAGAGAGAGAAGACUGAAACUAUGGGAGGAGAGACUGAUGGAGAAAUCCAAUGUGACCCCUUUCUUCUCCCCCAUAGCAUCAGGCAUCAGCUCGGAGUCGUUCUUCCAUUCUCAGUCUCAGGAGUCCAACAGCGCCAAGAUAUCCUGCCUCAUCAGAACCCUCAGCAAUGAAGAGAAGGAGAGGGGGAUGGAGGGAGCGAUGGACAGGAGGAUAGGGGGGUUCCAGUCAAUGAGUGAGUUAGGGGUCAGAGGUCAGGGGGUGAGGUCGGGGGUACAGGUGAGCAUGCGGACAACGUCCAAUCAGAACUCUUCUAAGACUUGCAGCAUGCUACAGGGAACCAAAAUCAAUAUGGCCGCCACCGCUGCGGUGUUGGACAUGAACAUGAUGGAGCUGGGCUGGUCUGACGACGACAGUGACUAGGAGAACACACACACACACACACACACCAGGAUACUGGGAAGGUACAUGCACACAAUUUUGGUUUUGUCACAUCAUUAUUUUCUUUUUUAAUUUAAUCAAAAUGUAUACACCCCCUGUUGUGAGGACUGUAGGGGAUAGUAGUGAUGAAUUGUGAGCAGUGUGGAUUUCCUCCUGCUAACUGUCCUGUUGUUCUGGUGUAUUGAAGCCUUUAAAGUGACAUGUAACUGAUGUGCCAUAUUAACAAAUGUUACAUAGACCAAAGAGCACUUUGUGGAGGCUAAGUACAGGGUACCAUCCAAUGUUCUAUGCUUUUAGACCAUUGAUACAGUUCAUUUGUUCAAAAACUAAACUUUGAAGUAAUGGAUUCUUACUGUAAUCAAAUGUCUGAAACUAUUUUGCAGCUCCCUUCUCUGUAUAUUGUAUUGUUUUUCAAUAAAUUCAGAAAAAUA